UGAGUCAAUUACGGACGGCGGAGGCGGGUGCCGCCUGCUGCAGCUUGGGCUGAGCUUCUGGCGUCGGGUCUUAGGGCGUCGUUUGGAAGUGGCCGGUAUGUCCUUAUGGGCCUUUCUGGCUGGAGCACUGGGCAUUGGCCGCUUCUCAGAAAAAGGUCUUCAAGACCGAGCAAAGGACCGCGAGGAGAAUGGGACCCACCUCUACGCUUUUGUAUGAGCCGUGACCCCCUCCCUCGAGCGGGUUGUCAGCCGAGCACUCUCCGAGCUCGGCCCCAGCUUUCGGUCUCCGCAGGUCCCGGAGGCGGCUCCCGGGGCCUUGUGCGCAUCCCACACCAAGGACACUCAGGUUCCAGGUGCCCCCGCCCAGGCCUGGCCUGAGGAGUCGGCUGAGCCCGCUGGACCGGCUUUUGUCGCCGCCUCUCGUCGUCGCGCUCUGCCCACUGGGCCCCAUGGCGGCGCCGGAGCUGGCAUUGAUAUCAUUUGAAGAUGUGGCCGUAACCUUCACUGGGGAGGAAUGGAGACAUCUGGACCUGGCCCAGAGGACCUUAUACCAGGAGGUGAUGCUGGAGACUUGUGGCCUCCUGGUCUCACUGGGGUAUCCUGUUCCCAAACCAGAGCUGAUUCACCUGCUGGAGCAUGGGCAAGAACUAAGGACAGUGAAGAGAGGCCUCUCCAGAAGCACCUGUACAGGUGAAAAAGCAAAACCUGAGAUCACAGAGCUUACUGCUUCUCAGCUGGUCCUCACUGAGGGAGCUUCUUUUGAGGAACGAGUGACACAUGGAGCCUCAAGGCAUUGCAGGCUGGAGCAAGCAAGGGAUCAGGAAAAACUGUCAGAAAUGCAGGAAGGGAACUUGAGGCGAGAAAGAGACAUCCACAUGGAGACAUGCCCUAGGAAGUUGAGCCAUAAACAUGAUGACUUUGAGACAGAUGAUUGUCUUUAUUUAAGGGUUUUACAGGAGCGAGUCACUACACAAGAUGCUCUGCAUGAACGUGAUUCCCAAGAACCAGGAGGAGACCCUGUUAUUGAUGCAAAGAAUAAUCUCUACAAAUGCAAGGAAUGUGGAAAAGGUUUUAGCAAGAAUUGGGCCCUUGUUCGGCAUCAACAGAUUCAUGCUGGAGUGAAGCCUUAUGAAUGCAGUGAAUGUGGGAAAGCCUGUCGUUAUAUGGCAGACUUCAUUCGACAUAUGAGGUUUCAUACUGGGGAAAAGCCGUACAAGUGUAUUGAGUGUGGGAAGGCCUUCAAACGCAGGUCUCACCUCACAGAGCACCAGCGUAUUCACACUGGAGACAAGCCCUAUGAGUGCAAAGAAUGUGGUAAAGCUUUCACCCACCGCUCCUCUUUCAUCCAGCAUAACAUGACUCACACUAGAGAAAAGCCCUUUUUGUGCAAGGAAUGUGGGAAAGCUUUUUACUACAGCUCUUCCUUUGCUCAACACAUGAGGAUUCACACUGGAAAGAAACUUUACAAGUGCAGUGAAUGUGGAAAGGCCUUUACUCACCGCUCCACUUUUAUCCAGCAUAAUAUGACCCACACAGGAGAAAAACCCUUUUUGUGCAAAGAAUGUGGAAAAGCUUUCUGCCUGAGCUCAUCCUUCACUCAACACAUGAGGAUUCACACUGGAGAGAAACCCUAUGAGUGCAGCGAAUGUGGAAGGGCCUUUACUCACCGCUCCACUUUCAUUCGGCAUAAGAGGACCCAUACUGGAGAGAAGCCCUUUGAGUGCAAAGAAUGUGGGAAAGCCUUUUGUGACAGCUCUUCCUUAAUUCAACACAUGAGGAUUCACACUGGUGAGAGGCCCUACGAGUGCAGUGAAUGUGGAAAGUCCUUUACACACCAUUCUGUUUUUAUCCGACAUAAUAGGACCCAUAGUGGAGAAAAACCCUUGGAAUGUAAAGAGUGUGCAAAAGCCUUUUACUAUAGCUCUUCCUUUACUCGCCACAUGAGGAUUCACACUGGAGAGAAGCCUUAUGUAUGCAGAGAAUGUGGAAAGGCCUUUACCCAACCUGCAAAUUUUGUUCGGCAUAAUAGGAUCCACACUGGAGAAAAACCCUAUGAGUGCAAAGAAUGUGAAAAGGCCUUUUGUGACAACUUUGCCUUAACUCAACACAUGAGAACUCACACUGGAGAGAAACCCUUUGAAUGUGGCGAAUGUGGGAAGGCCUUCAGCCAUAGUUCAUCCUUCAUUCACCAUCGAAAGAUUCACACCAGAGUUUAAAAGAUGUAACAAGGCCUUUUGCAAAUGUGUUCACUCAGUCAAUUUUAGUGAACUCAUACUGGUGAAAUACCUUUCCUUUUGAGUAUAACUAUUCAGGGAAGUCUUUUGGCCAGAGAAAUAUCUUACUCAGUAUCUGAAGAGAAACAUCAUAAUUGUCAUCUCUGUGAAAGCUUUUUGUGGCAGGUCAUCUAAAGGGUCAUACUAGAAAUUGACCCAGCCUGCAGCUCUACACUACACCUGAGAAUCAUCCACGAGAGAGACUCAGUAGUUGUCAUGCAUCUGGGGAAAAUGUCAGCAACAGUUCUUCCUAUGUUUAUACUAUAAAUCCAUCUCAAGAGUAUUUUAAAAGAACAAAGAGAUGUAGAAGAGGAAGGAAAGAGAAAUGCAUGUGUGGCUGCUUUCUGAUUUCCCUGCCAAGCUAUGACAAUUUGUUAUUUGUGUGUGUGUGCAUGCGGAGGGGAUGAAGGGGGAGAGAUCAAAAGGCCUCAUCACCUUUAUGUGUUUUCUUAUAUAUCCAUAGUCAGGAGAAUUGGACCAUUGGGGCGGCUCUGCUCACAUUUAUUAAAAGUUCUUUGUUACAAAACACUGUCAUGUCUACCCUUGAAUAUAAGGACUGAGUCAUGAAAUACAUAUACAUACACACCUACAUAUGCAGUCAAUUCUUCUAAUUCAUGGUAGUUAUAUUCUAUAAAUUCACCACAAACACUGAACUAGUGAAUACUGAACCAUUGCUCCUAGUGGCAAUAUAGGUUUAGGUUCCUGUGAGCCUCUGUUCACAUUUCCAUCAACCAAUCAAUACAUAAUCUUUUUAUUUAUUUAUUUUUUAAUUUUUUUUUGGCUGCAUUGGGUCUUCGUUGCUGUGCAUGGGCUUUCUCUAGUUGCAGCAAGCAGGGGCUACUCUUCGUUGCAGUGCAUGGGCUUCUCAUUGCAGUGGCUUCUCUUGUUGAGGAGCACGGGCUCUAGGCAUGCAGGCUUCAGUAGUUGUGGCAUGCGGUCUCAGUAGUUGUGGUUCACGGGCUCUAGAGCGCAGGCUCAGUAGUUGUGGCACACAGGCUUAGUUGCUCUGCGGCAUGUGGGAUCUUCCCGGAGCAGGGAUUGAACCCAUGUCCCCUGCAUUGGCAGCAGAUUCUUAACCACUGCACCACCAGGGAAGUCCCAGUACAUAAUCUUAUAUGGAAUUUUUUUCUGUUUUUAAAGACACCUUAUUUAAUAAAUAUUUCUUAUAA
Mesoplodon densirostris (Blainville's beaked whale) is the source of this 3442-nucleotide messenger RNA. RefSeq names its product zinc finger protein 599 (gene ZNF599). The record is from RefSeq and is a predicted model, not a curated record. Lineage: Eukaryota; Metazoa; Chordata; Mammalia; Artiodactyla; Ziphiidae. Gene Ontology annotation, biological process: regulation of DNA-templated transcription. The transcript is spliced from 4 exons. The coding region runs from base 450 to 2216 and encodes 588 amino acids.